AUGGUGAGGCUCUCAGGUGGUGGUCCGGCGAGGCUCCAGCGGUGGUCCGAUGAGGUUCCAGCGUUGGUCCGGCGAAGCUCCGUCAAGAAAAAACCGUUCCGCCCAUUUCCUUUUUCAAAAUCCUUUAUGCUUAUAUAUGAAUUGAAAAAUGUUGUUAACCUCUGCAACUACGUACCCGAUAUGGAUCGGCAAGGCCACGAAUUUCAGGCGCCGAAGGGCUUUGGUGCUAAUGUCCCCUACCAGGAUUUCUACCGCCAUCAGCAGCAACAGCAGCAGCCUCAGCAUCUCCAGAUGGUCUUGGCAAAUCUGUACCGAGAAAUCCAGCAGACUACUGACUUCAAGAAUCAUAGCAUCCCUCUCGCUCGGAUCAAGAAGAUUAUGAAGGCUGAUAAGGAUGUUAGGAUGAUCGCAGCCGAGGCCCCGAUUGUCCUUACUCGGGCAUGUGAAAUGUUCAUUUUUGAACUCACCCGUAGGGCUUGGGCCCAUGCUGAACAAAACAAGCGCCGUACUCUUCAAAAGAAUGAUAUUGCUGCGGUCCUCACUAAGACGAAUAUGUAUGAUUUCUUGGCUGAGAGUAUGAAGGAUAUUGGAGGACCGUCUUCAACGACAGGGUGA
Messenger RNA from Dendrobium catenatum, 615 nucleotides. Its product is annotated as nuclear transcription factor Y subunit C-2-like. NCBI's taxonomy places the organism in Eukaryota, Viridiplantae, Streptophyta, Magnoliopsida, Asparagales, Orchidaceae. Gene Ontology annotation, biological process: regulation of DNA-templated transcription. The coding region runs from base 1 to 615 and encodes 204 amino acids. Gene Ontology annotation, cellular component: nucleus. The record is from RefSeq and is a predicted model, not a curated record. The transcript has 2 exons. Gene Ontology annotation, molecular function: DNA binding; DNA-binding transcription activator activity, RNA polymerase II-specific; protein heterodimerization activity.